Aedes aegypti (yellow fever mosquito) is the source of this 1286-nucleotide messenger RNA. RefSeq names its product cuticle protein CP14.6. The record is from RefSeq and is a predicted model, not a curated record. The coding region runs from base 149 to 529 and encodes 126 amino acids. NCBI's taxonomy places the organism in Eukaryota, Metazoa, Arthropoda, Insecta, Diptera, Culicidae. Gene Ontology annotation, molecular function: structural constituent of chitin-based larval cuticle. The transcript has 2 exons. Gene Ontology annotation, cellular component: chitin-based extracellular matrix.
AAUCAUAUCAUAUUGUUUUGCGUCUUCCAGUGAUCAAGAUCUAUCCGGUGCUGUUCAAAGUAUAUUGCGGUGUCCUGACGGGAUUAUUAGUCGAAACCUAGAAUAUCCUUUUCUCGUGUCGUAGUGACUUUUCAAUUUGUUUUUGAAAAUGAAAUUCGUAAUUGUGCUCGUUGCUGCCAUCGCUGCUGCCUCUGCCCAGAUUCGUCCUCUCCCGAUUCGGCCGGUUCCAUUCGGUGGCCCUGAAGCUGGUGCCGUGAUCCUGAAUCAAGUUUACGAACCCAACCCAGACGGCUCUUACGUCUACAGUUAUGAAACUAGCAACGGUAUCCGUGCCGAUCAACGUGGCUUCCUGAAGAACCCUGGAACUCCUGGAGAGGCUCAGGUCAUGCAAGGAUCUUACUCGUACACCGGUCCAGAUGGCGUAGUCUACACCAUCAACUACAUCGCCGACGAGAAUGGCUAUCGUGCGGAAGGCGCCCACAUCCCAUCUGCUCCACGGUACAACCCACGCUUCCCAGGUCCAUUCUAAUAGGUGAAACCGCUAGAGCGACCUUCGAAGCGCCAGUUACUUAGUUAUGAUAUUUAUUCGAAAAGUUCGCCUAAGCCAGCAAAAGUUCACUUUGCUCUCUACUCCUGCUUACGUACAACGACAAUUUUAGCCCUGGUGGAAUAUCGAAUGUGCUCAUCGGCGCACAGCGUACUCAUCAUCUGUCGGUCUGUGAAUAGUAUAGCGUACUUAUUUCUUCUAUCGGAAUCGUUCUAUCUCGAUGUGAUAUUUCAUUCAUCUCGUAGUGCUUCGCUCUCUUCAAUAUGGGAAAAUUAUUCGAUCCCAGGCGCAAAUGCUAACAAUUACUCCUCCCCUUCCGAAUGGCGACAAAACUCACCGAUGCCCGCUCGCAAUAAUGGUGAAGACGCAAUUACCCACGACGACGAUCUGCCAUUAGACUAGCGGCUCUUCUAUAUCUAGAUCCCCUCUCGGUUUCCCCUUUGCAACACACAUGACUAUCUAAAUAUUUCUGCCAAAUGCAUAAUUUAUUUUUCCGCUCGUACUGCCCACUACAAAACAAAUCACUGUAAACUUCUCACUCAUUCGCGAUUUCUACUGUAAAUAAAUAUAAAUAACAACUCGUAACGAUAAUUGUAAUUAUACUCUUUACAAGUGAUUAUUCGUAAACUGUGUAUACACAAGCCCUCGGUCGAGAGUGGCAAUUUUGUAAUAUUUUUUGUUGUGUGAAUAAAUAAAAUGCAAUCGCCUAGCAUAAAGAGGCGCCUUUCAUAAAAAAGAA